Messenger RNA from Ylistrum balloti, 4842 nucleotides. RefSeq names its product squamous cell carcinoma antigen recognized by T-cells 3-like. The record is from RefSeq and is a predicted model, not a curated record. Bases 1 to 2943 code for a protein of 980 amino acids. The transcript is spliced from 23 exons. Gene Ontology annotation, molecular function: protein binding; RNA binding. Gene Ontology annotation, biological process: RNA processing. Lineage: Eukaryota; Metazoa; Mollusca; Bivalvia; Pectinida; Pectinidae.
AUGGCGGACCAUGAGGAAAGUGAAAAUACAAUGAUAACAGACGAAAUUAAUAAAGGAGAAGUGGGUGACGACGACAACCGAGAUGAAGAAAUGAAAAGUGACAAUGAGGACAGUUCAGACUCUGAUUCUUCGGUUAGUGACAGCGAGGACAACGAAGGCAUUCAAAAUGAGUUGAAAGUGCAAGACCUCUUGCAAAAGAUUGAGGAGAACCCAUAUAUGUAUGACUCCCACGUAGAAUUGAUAAAGAUUCUGCGCCAGAUGGGUGAGCUUGGUCGGCUCAGGGAUGCUAGAGAGAAGAUGAGUGAACUUUUUCCUUUGACAGAAGAGCUCUGGCUUGACUGGUUACGAGAUGAGAUACCACUGGCCACAGAGGAGACCGAGAGAAGUAAACUUGAACAGCUGUUUGAGAGGGCAGUCAAAGAUUAUCUGUCUGUACAGAUUUGGCUGGAGUAUGUACAGUACUCCAUAGGAGGAAUGGGCCUGAAGGGCGGUAUUGAUCGUAUACGUGCUGUGGCAGAGCGUGCUCUGACUGCUGCCGGACUUCAUGUCACUAGAGGGGCCUACCUGUGGGAGGCCUACCGUGAGUUUGAGAAUGCAAUUCUGGCAGGUUUACUGCCACAACCUGGUCAGGUAGCCACCCAAGAGCAGGAGGAUUUGUUCAAGGCCCAACACCAGAGAGUGAACUCCCUUUUUAAGCGACAACUGUCCAUUCCUUUGUUUGAUAUGACAGAGACCUACAGUGAAUACCACGACUGGCUACAGGAGAAGUUAGACAACUAUACAGAACAAACCUACAAAAAAGCCUGUACUAGACUGGACAGGAUCAAACCUCUGGAGGAGUCAUUGGAAUCCAGCGAAUCACCAAGACUUGAGGAAUACAGGGCUUAUAUAGAAUUUGAGCUGAAAGAGGGGGAUCCAACCCGCAUACAGUGUGUGUUUGAACGUGCCAUACAGGAAAAUAGUCUCAACUCAGACUUGUGGCUUCAGUACACUAAAUACUUGGAUGAGAAGUUGAAGGUCAAGUCAGUGGUGCUACCUGUGUAUGAACGAUCUGUUCGGAACUGUCCUUGGUGUGGAAAACUCUGGCACAAAUACAUGCUUGCUAUGGAACGACAUCAAGAACCUCAUGAUAAAAUCAAAGAUCAUUGUAAACAUUGGAUGAACAUGACAGCAGGCUGGGAUGAAGAACAUGAAGAAGAAUUGGAGCUGUUUCGUCUGACACUUGAGAGAGCUGUUGAACACUUAGCUGAUUAUGAAGAUGGUGACCCAUUUGGAACAUUAAGGCAAUACUGGGCAAAUAUUGAGGCAAAAUUCUGUAAGAAUGUGGUAAAAGCUAGAGAGAUAUGGAACGAGAUCAUGACUGAAGGACACGGCAACGAGGCUACAAUGUGGCUUGAAUUUUACAAAAUGGAGAGAAUGUAUGGAAACAACAAACAUUGCAGGAAAGUGCUGACAAAGGCACUCAACUCUGUUACAGACUGGCCGGAGAGCAUAGUAGAAGCUUACACCAAUUUUGAAAGGGAAGAAGGUAACAUGGAAGAUUAUGACAUUGCUGUAACAAAAUGUGAGGCACAGAUGGCAAGGAUCAUGGAGAGACGGCAACAGGCAGCAGAGAAGGAGGCAGCUAUUAUGGAGCAAAAGAAGCAGGGGAAAAGUGAUAAAAAAAUCCAGAAAAAGGGUCAGAAAAGCACAAAUCAACAAAGAACCAAUCAGUUUCAUGGCAAGCAAAGGUCAGAGGCUGAUCAGAGUCAAAGGUCAACUGGUGAACAAAGUUCAGGAGUGAAAUCAAGAUUAACAGAUCAACCAGAAAAAAAUGUGGAAGAUUCAGAAAAUGUUGGACAAAAGAAAGGAGAAAAAAGAAAGUUAGAAGAAUCAGUUGAUUUUAAGGUUCCACCACCUCCAGGCUUCAAGGGGCCAAAGUCUACCUCCCAAGGUCCACCGCCAGGCUUUAAAGGACCAAAAUCUAGUUCUAUGGGUCCUCCACCAGGCUUCAAAGGACCAAAACCUGGUUCUAUGGGUCCUCCACCAGGCUAUAAAGAACAAUCAAACAAUACGUCAGAGACGCCUGCAAAGAAAGCAAAACUAGAUUCCGACACCACAGGACAGCAUGGCGGUGAUGGUGACUUCACUGCAGACCCAGCCAUGCAGAACAGGACAGCCUUUGUCAGUAACCUUGACUUUUCUAUAGGCGAGGAGAAACUUGGUGAAUUGUUCUCUUCGUGUGGUGAACUUACAGACAUUAGGAUUGCAAAGAAUUUCAAAGGCAAAUCAAAAGGGUUUGCUUACAUAGAGUUUAAGGACGAGUUCGGUGCAAUGAAUGCCAUAAAGCUUGACCGAAAGUUGGUGGAGAAUCGUCCAAUGUAUGUCUCAAAGUAUGAGGAGAAGGGCAAAAACAAGGCACAGUUCAGAUAUUCUACCAGUAUGGAGAGGAACAAACUGUUUGUGAGUGGUCUCCCUUUUACCUGUACUAAGGACGCUCUACACGUCAUGUUUGGAACGCAUGGUCAGAUAAAGGAUGUGAGAAUAGUGACAUACAAGAGUGGGGCCCCCAAGGGACUAGCAUAUGUGGAGUAUACAGAUGAGCAAGAUGCAGCACAGGCGGUACUGAAGACAGAUGGAAUGAUAAUCGGUGAUCACACCAUUUCUGUCAGCAUAAGCAAUCCCCCAAGUCGUAAAACUCCACUCAAUGAACGCGAUGACCAAGUCUAUACUCCUUCUCUUGGAUCCGGCAAAAAAGAGACAGAGACGCGGGGAAAAGCAAGGACACAGCUAAUGUUGUUGCCUAGAUCCGUGAAAAAACCUGCAGUGAGUGGAGGACCUGUGAAAACUUCAAACGAUCAAGACAGUGCUAGCAGAACAAAGAGUAAUGGGGAAAGUACAAAUAGUCAGAGCACCACGGGGAUGAGCAACGCAGACUUCCGAAGUAUGUUGUUGAAAAAAUGAGUCAACCAGUGGACACCUAAAAUAAAGUAUUAAUAUGUAGUCGAGACAAGGCUGAAAAGAGGCUACCAGUGUUUGACCACAGUAAAAAUGAAGAGACAUUUGGGUAGAUGAUAUGGCUGUUGUAAGUGUGACAGAUGACCUCAGUAAAAACAAAGUGAACAGUUUACUUUACGAGUGAUUGACCACAGCAAAAAAAUGAGGUGACUGGUAGUAGAGUACAGAUGAAGUGGGACGAUGGUUGGUUAGAAGUUUUCCAUCUCUGUGACUCCUCCUAUCUCUAGGUGUUGUUUCACCAAUGAAUGUCAGUGUUCUGAUGAUGUGUGAGAUGAUCCGAUUGUUUUGAUGAAGUGAAAUGAAUGACAGAUAUAUAGCAGAAAAAAUAAAUCACCAUGAUCAAUGAUUGUAAAAGUACAUAAGUGUUCGUCUGAAUGUCUACAUCAGUAGUGCUACUGCAAGAGGAACUUUUGGGUGUCGUUGAAGUGGGAGACUGAUUUAUAAUGAGAAAGGCAGUGUGAUGUGAUUUCUCUGAUAUCCGGACAUCAAUGUAUUUUGGAGAUGCAAGUAUUUAAAGAUUAAAUGUAUAAGUGUCUGUCAGUAAUAAAAUCUCUUUUGUCAUACUCUUACCUGUACUUAGAUGACCAUGGUCACUUUGUAAUAAUGAUAGCUGUUAGAUUAAAAAUAUGGUCCUCGUUAAUUCAAGUUUGUAACUUUUAUGAUACUGUUGUGGUUCUCGCUGAAAGUGCUUGUUAUUAUUUUGAUUAAAUUAGAUUGAUUAUUUUUUAAUUGGAAAAGUGAUCACUUUCUGAGGUAUGAUUAGUUUUUUUUGGGGUGUACUACAUGUGUACAUACAUGCAUUAUGCACAUUGUGUUGGAGUCCUACAGUAUAUUUUAUGUUGGGGUAAUUAAUGAGAACUAUGAGAUUGGAGUCCCAGGUGUCAUACCUUUACUAUUAUAACAUUUGACUCUAAGAUGAUUGUUGUUAAAGAAAUGAAAUAUAUUUGAAUUUUACAUCAGAUGUAGAUUUAAGGCCUUAUUUGUGCUAUUAAUGUAGAUGUUUCUGUCGUUAAGGCACUGUCUUUAUAUUCCCCACUCAGUAAAAGAGGGGUAAUAUUUGCUUUGUUUGUACAAAUGUCUGUAGUACAAAGUUUGUUUGCCAGGUAUUUCAUACAUCCCUUGACAGAUAUAAUUUAUAUUACAAUCAAAACACCAAACCACACAUUCUACAUCUGACUGGAUUUUGGUGGUCAUUGUCUAAGGUUAAAAGGUCAAAGGUCACACCAGACCUCUUUUGAAAUAAAAGAUUGUGUGCAAGAUAUCUUAGAUAGACCCCUUAAUUCAUUUAGUUCAUAUUCACAACAUACAAGUACCACACCAUUAACUUUUUAAAUUUUGAUAGUCAUAGGUCAAGGUCAAAGGUCAUACUCUCCAACAUUUGAAAUAAAAAGCAUGUUUACAAGAUAUCUCUUGAACCUGUUCACAGAUUAAAUUCAUAUUCACACCAUAAUUUCAUAACAUUAAAUUUUACGCCUGAUUAGAUUUUGGUAGUCAGAGGUCAAGGCUGACGGGUUAAACGUCACAGUUGAUUACAUUUGAAAUUUAAAGGUUUGGGGAUGGAGUAUAUCUAAAACAUUGCUAUAUUUAUGUGUUUCUUAUGAAUUAAACUAUAUCUACAGACAAGAUUUAUUCAAUUGUGUUCAGUUUUCUUAAACAGAUAGUUGAUUAAGAUAUUGUUAAGAUUUUGUUAGGAUUACCUAAGUUGGGUAUACAUGAAAUAAAGAAAGACAACUCCAUCUUUGAUUUUAUUUUUAAGACCGAGUGUUAUUCAGUUUUAUGUAGUUUAAAGAACUUCUUAUCUUACUUGUGAUAAGUAAAUAUCAGUGGAGAUUUUAACAAACAUGU